Messenger RNA from Cheilinus undulatus (humphead wrasse), 8709 nucleotides. RefSeq names its product terminal nucleotidyltransferase 5C (gene tent5c). Lineage: Eukaryota; Metazoa; Chordata; Actinopteri; Labriformes; Labridae. The transcript has 2 exons. Gene Ontology annotation, molecular function: RNA binding; poly(A) RNA polymerase activity. The record is from RefSeq and is a predicted model, not a curated record. The coding region runs from base 155 to 1309 and encodes 384 amino acids. Gene Ontology annotation, biological process: mRNA stabilization.
ACACUGACUUUACACCGUUGAUGAUACGCGUGUGUCUCUCAGGCGUUGGAUUGUAUGGAGUUGUCUGCACGAGCUCCAAACUAACAUCUUCUUUAGCCCACUCCAAAGGCUUUUGUGGCUCGUUUUUGGACAUUUCAUCUGACUGUGAGAGAAGAUGGAAAAGAAGGAAGAAUCAAAGAGUUUCGAGUCUGUCAGUGUCCUGAACUGGGAGCAGGUGAGCCGGCUGAAUGAAGUCCUGACAGAGGUGGUGCCCGUUCAUGGACGAGGGAACUUCCCCACAUUAGAGGUGCGCCUUAAAGACAUUGUGGCCCGUGUGCGUUCACGCCUAGAGCUGAGUGGGAUCGAGGUGAUAGACAUCCGUCUUAACGGCUCCACGGCCAGCCAUGUGCUGGUGCAGGAUAUAGGCUGGAGCUACAAGGAUCUGGACGUCAUCUUCAGGGUGGACCUGCCACACGAGGCAGAGUUUAGGCUCAUUAAGGAUGUGGUUCUGGGUACUCUGCUGGAUUUUCUGCCUGAGGGUGUGAACAAGGAGAAAAUUACACCCAUGACUCUCAGAGAGGCCUAUGUACAGAAGCUGGUAAAGGUCAACACAGAGCAGGACCGCUGGAGCCUCAUCUCCCUGUCCAACAAUAACGGCCGCAACGUGGAGCUGAAGUUUGUGGACUCAAUACGCCGACAGUUUGAGUUCAGUGUGGACUCAUUUCAGAUUGUGCUGGACUCCAUGCUCGCCUUCUACAAGGUGGCACAGACGCCCAUGUCACAGGCCUUUCACCCCACUGUGAGCGGGGAGAGCAUGUACGGGGACUUCAGCAUGGCACUGAGCCACCUACGGAACAAGCUCAUCGCCACCAAGCGGCCAGAAGAGAUCCGUGGUGGUGGCCUGCUGAAAUACUGCAACCUGCUGGUACGGGACUUUCGACCGGCCAAUGAGGAGGAAUUCAAGGCCCUGGAACGGUACAUGUGUUCACGAUUCUUCAUUGAUUUCCCUGAUAUUGGUGUGCAGCAGCACAAGGUGGAGGCCUACCUCCAGAGCCACUUUGUUGGCGAGGAGAAGAGCAAGUAUGACUACCUCAUGAUCCUGCGGCGAGUGGUCAACGAGAGCACCGUGUGCCUCAUGGGUCACGAACGGCGGCAGACCCUGCACCUCAUCUCUCUGAUGGCCUUCAGGGUGCUAGCGGAGCAGAAUGCCAUCCCCAAUGCAUCCUGUGUCACCUGCUACUAUCAGCCGGCGCCUUACGUCCGAGACCACAACUUCAGCAACUACUAUGUGUCUAACCAGAACAUUCCAACAUGGCUGCCAUGUAACUGACAAAAGAAGGGCCCGGAUGUGCAAGAGGGCCCCACUGCUGCUGCUUUUGAGGAGAGAGCAGGAAUAUAAAAAAGACAACUCCCCAAAAUAUGUCAUUGAGGCAAUAAAUGCUAUGUUCCUCCCAAGGCACAAUUAUGUUUAAACGGACAAGUGUUUGGCUUUGUUUUGGAAUCCUUUGUCAUUCCUUAUCUACAGAGUUGUCUAGGUCAUUAGAAAAGUGAUAUUUUUAAGUGUUUUGAGUUUUUUCUUCAUUAUGAUAGGUUGUUUUCCCCAUUUACUCUUAAUGGAGUCGUAUUUUGUGCCUUAGUCUCCAGGUUUACACCCUCAAUAAUUUGAUUAUGGGCUAUCUUUAUGAAGAAAGGGAAACAAAAAAAAUGUUAUAGCCUGAAUUUGGUUUUCUCUUGUGAUUAAAAAAAAUGUGAAAAGGCAGAAAAAAAGUAAAAAAAAACAGUGAAAAUAGUAUUGGGGAGAUGGCAGUAAGAUAAAAAAAAAAAAAACAAAAACAAAAACAAAAACAAAGCACCAGUGUUAUAAGGUUAAGUUCACUUGGAAUGGGAAAAAGGGUGGUACACUAAUAACUUUGUCCUUAACAUAACUGAAGGGGAAAUGAGAGGAGUUGAUUUGUUUUAAACCGUUUUGACACACGUUAAUAUCUCAGACCUUUUUGCUAUCUCAAAUAUGCCAACAGUGCCUGUUUUGUAUAUGCAAGAGAAAAUGUGUGCAUUUUUUUUAAAUUUUUUUUCCAAUGUGAAUUUCAGUGUAGGACUUGCUCCUCUCCUCCCCCUUUACCCAGUUUACUCAGCCCUGUAUUUUUCAGUCAGUGGAAAUCUACAAUGAGGCAGUUUUGGCCUCAGAUUGACAGGCUCCUGCAUGCCUGAGGAGUUUAUUUUUCCUAGUGUUUUAUGUCACUUCCAAAGCCUCACAAGGGACCUCCAGAUGCCACAAUCCUCUGGCUUUCGUAGAAGGUAAACUGACUGACGGGCCUGAUUCGACUCGGGCUUGUUCAGAGAAUACAGCUGGCCUCGUUGCCUGGUGCGAGAUCGAGCUGGGAGUCUUGAGAGCAACAGGCUGAGUGGCUGUCCCUUCCCUUAAAAGGAGCAGCACAUGGUUGGCACUGCAGGGUCGUCCCUCACAACCAUUGCAGGCUCGACAGCAGCCCUGAAAUGGGAUCCUCCUCUGACGCAGCUCAGUGACUGGCUCUCUAACUGCAGGCCGUCUAUAAUUAUCAUGUUUUCUUUUUUGCUUUCCUGGAGGAGGCACCUUUUUUAAAAUGCAGGGAGCUGCAGCAGUGGCUUUGCCACCUUACAUGUGUGGGAGCUGAAUCACUUCCUGUCCUCUCCUUUCCGGUGCCUGCUGGGACCACGCUAGUGUUUGAACCCCUUUUGUGGUCAUGGGAGGACAGACAGCAGGGAUUGGUAUGUUAAGAGACACGCCAGCAUGUCUGCCCCCCCUUCAGACUUAGAUUGUGAUUUAUCCUGGAAGCUACAACACACUCGAGCCAUGAUGCGAUGGCCGUGCCAGCUGUGAAAUAAUCUCAGAAUUUCUAUUUCAAGCCGGGACUAUAAUUAGCCAUUAAUUUUAAAACUUACAUCGUGUCGUGAUGAUAGGAUGGCCUAAGCUGUGAUUUCAACUUGUCAUCUCUCCUGACAUCAUAGUAGGGCUGGGUAAUAUGGAGCAAAAUCUUAUCUUGAUAUGUCUUUUAGUCGAACAUCAACACACAAUAUAUGUCAUGGUAUUUUUUGAAAUGAUAUUAAGAAUGGUUUCACAAUACCAGAAUUAUGAACCUUGAUAUACUAGUAAAACACGAACAACUCUGACACCUCUUUAAUACCACUGCCAAUAAAAUGGAAGUCCUAAACACCAUUUACUGGGCAUUUUUCACCUACUGUUUUCCAAAAUUUGCAGGCAAACUCUGAAAUGGUGCCGAACUUGUGCUAAUGCCAUGCCAACAUUUCUGUAUAUUGAGGUUGUCAGGAUUUGUCAAGUAUUGAAAAUGAGCAAACCCCAUUAUUUUAAUGAUUGGUAUCUAAAAGUACAGCAACGUAUUGAUUGUCAGUCCUAUUUUUUAACCAAGAAAGAUAGAGAGCUCUGUCUAAAUGGGACAAUUGUAGGUUGGUGAGUUUGGAAAAUGUAUUUGAUGACCCAAACUGUGACUUAAACCUGUCAUUUCUUUUGAUAGAGUUGUAGGGCUGGAGAAGUCUUGGCUCCUUGCCUGUUUCAUGCAUUUUUCCAAAUGUUGCCAGCCUGUAUGUGCAAUUUAGACAGUGUGCAGGAGUUUGCCAGCAAUUUUUGACAUUUGAAACAGAAUUUCCCAGUAUUGGGUAUAGAGUUUUGUUGCUGUGAUCUGAUACAGUAUCAAAUAAAAUGACAAUUCCUCAUUUAGACUUUGCUAAUAGAUUGUCUUGUCAUCAAUGAACAUAUUACUGUUGGUGGUUCUUACUGUAAACAAUCUUUUAACUGAGCCCCAGGCCUGGCUUUAACAACAGCGUUGUUAAUAUUAACAGUAUUGUCUUGCCAUACAUCUUGAUAAAACUUGAUAUAUUGCCCAGCCCUUCAUUGUAGCAUUGCUACUAGAGAAAACUUGCUUCUGUUGGACGUCUCAUGCAAGUGGCAUCAUCCACUAGUCUGUUUAUCCACCCUUGCCCCCUCAGUUCUUAAGAAAAAUAUAAAUACCAGCUCACUGCCUUGCUACUGCUGCUGCUUGUCUCAUUGUUUAAAACAGAUAACCAGCGUGGUCUCUUAUCUGACUGGCUCACAGCUCCUGCCUGGUUAGAGUGUUAGAUGGAAGGUCAGCCUGGCCUCUUUUGCAGGUUACACCCCGGGUCGGGGUAUUUUCAGCUGACUCAGCAGCCAGUCAUUUUAACAACAAAAAAAGGUGCCACAAACUCUUUUCCUCUGGACCAAAGUCUGCUUUAAAACCAGCAACUAAAGCACCCAAGUGCCUUUGACUUAUUUGGAAAGUGACUAAGCUUUUAAUUUUUUAAAAAUUGUGAUCAGGAGGGAAAUUGUUUCAAUCCCUUUAAAUUUGGUGGAACAAGACCGUCACCGCUUUAUUGGAUAUAGGCUGAUGGGAGAAAACAAACUAUUUUGGUUGGGGAGGAAAAUAAUAUUGGUUUGAAUUUGAAAUUACAAGUUUUGGCAUUUUAUUUUUUCUUUUACCCUGUUUAUUCACCCCCGUAUUGUUAUUUUAGUUUCAAUCCCAGUGUGUACUUUUCCUCCAAACCCAUCUGUCUAGUCAUUCCUGCCAGUUUUUGUUAAUUUCCUUUGUUUUCUUUCAAGUUAAAGCCUUUUUGUUGCACGCAGCCUUUUCAGUUUCAGUCUGAUAAUCCAACUUUUGAUUCUUUUUAUCUAAAGCUGUUUCAUAGAUCCACCUGCUCCAGAGCAGCCUUGCUUUUCCUGUCUGACAGUUUUUGUUCCCAUCCAAACCAAAGCAAUACCUUAAGUGCACUGACGAGCCAUCCUGUGGCACAGUAGCUGGAGGUCGCCCAGCAGCGACCCCAUACUAACAGAAGCACUUUAGAGAGGCCUUGUUUUACUCCAAACCCAGCCACCUGAGAGGAAUGUAAAUAAGCUAAUGUGGUCGAAUGCUGGAGAGAGUCGAGCUGGUUCUCAGGGACAUAAAUGAUAUGUUUUUUAUGACUUUGUUUUGUCCCUUUUUUAUUUUCGGAGGGUAAAUUCAUGUAAUCCGCCGUUAUUGUGAGAUGUCCCCUCCUGAUAUUCACCUCGUCUUUUCCGCUUCUCUGUAUGAAAUGUGACCCAUUUCUUCUCACCUAAACUGCAGGUUUCAGCCAGAGUAAAUCCAGGAGACUUAAGCUUUGUGGCCUAAAGUAACUCUAGGUUUUAAUCAGUGCAUUUAUAGCCUCUGAAAUGUUGUCAUCACUCAGUCAUUUUGUGCAAACAGACAGAUUUAUCAGCAUUUUCUUGGAAACAAAGCUUUGAUGUAGCGCUAAAAUCCAGCACCAUCAUUCACUGUGGUCAUGUUGUGACAAUUUCCUCUGAUAUCACGCUCUUAAAUCUUGCUGUGUCUGUAACUUGUUAAAUGUAGGAUAUCUCUCAGUACUAGCCUUAAAAUUUGGGGGAACCAUUGGCCUUAUAUCAGGUUAAAUCAAAUGGCUACUGUAUAAUUAGUAACAACUAAUUUAAACAUUGCUGAAGAAUAAUAUUAACUUUGCUUGUGUUUCACAUUACUUAGUACAAUGUUUGAAUUCCUAGCUAAUGGUAUUCUUUUUAAAAAUGUUGGUAGAAUGCCAAGAUUAGCUGUUAUCUGAUUGCAGCUAAUAAUUCAAAAACAUGUUGCACCAAAUUUGAAUUUGUUAAAAUCUUCCAUCAUGUUUCAUCAAAACUUCAAAGACUUAAGCUUCUUUUAGCCAUGAAAGAUCAGCUAUGAGUGUUAACAUGUUUAUUUCUGUCUGUCGAGCAUCCGUAGUUUAUUGUAUUGACUUGAAAUAUAUCCCAAUGUCUCUCCAGAAGGUCUCUUAGUUUGCAGAAAUUAGUAUGAUUAGUUGUCGUUUCUGUCUGUAGUUGGCUUUAUAUUUGAAAGAGAAAUUUGGCCGUAUUGUAGUUGAAACAUUUGGCAAACUAUUGGCCAUCAUUAAACAAUAGCUUAUGUUGGCCCUCAGCCAUUUACUGGCUAUUAUUGCUGUUGGCCAGGACAUAGCUGAUACCUUUGAAUGCAUUGAACUGUAUGGGUUAAAAUGUUUAAAUUUGUACUCUUAUUGUGAUGUUGGCAAGUUAGUGUUUGAUCUCGAUCAUUAGCUGCAGUCUUGUGAUAGCUAAUAAACUGUUGUGUUUUUGACCAAAUUUAGUUCUGUUUAUCCUGCAAAUCCUCUUUGAUUAGUAAACGUUUUCAGCUCCCCUUUAGCCAAGGGAAAAAAUGGCCCUAAAUGCUUGCUUCUGUUUUUGUCUCCACGUAAGUAUUCUGUAAUUAAAGACAUUGUUUUAAUUUGAAAUAUGUCCCAUGGUCUCACCCGCUAGUCACUGUCCUAUGCCUUUUUAGUUGCUGAAUUUGGUACUACAAGUUGUAGUUUCUUUGAGUAGUUAACUACAUAUUUGGGAGCGACAUCUGGCCUUAUUUCAGUCAAAACAUUUGGUAAACUAUUGGCUAACAUAGGACAAGAGCUAACGUUAGCACUCAGCCAUUUAACAGCUUAAACUGCUGUGAGCCAGCUGAGGCUGAAUGCUAACUUUACUUUUGACUGCAGUGUCCAUUGUGGUAUAAAAUUGUUUAAUUCCUUAUCAAAUUUUAAUCAUGGCAAGUUAGUGGAUGUUUGUAAAGAUGACCUUUGGCUUAUGCUAGCCAUCAGAUGUAUAUUUGACCAAUCUAAGUCUUUAGGUUUAUUUCCAAUCAUGUUAGAACAAUACAUUUUAGGAUUCAGCUUAGCCGGUGGAUAAUCAGCCCUAUGUGCUUGAAUCUGUUUCUUACAAUAGGUUUUCUGUAAUCAAAUACAUUGUUGUUACUUGAAAAUGUCCCAAUGAUUCUACAAAUGGUCACUGCCCAAUGCCUCAUAGUUUGCUGAAGUUUUGCCAACUUUAGUAGUUGUUAAAAUUUGUUUAGUUCCUGUCUGCACCUUUAAGAUUUCUGAGCAUCAUUUGACCUUAGUCCAGGUUGAAACAUCUGAUAACCUUUUGGCUACUCUGAGCCCAUAGUUUGUUGCUGUUGGUCAGGAUAUGGUUGAAUUCCUAACCUAAGUGUAUUGAUGUCAAGAUAGCAAUUGAUUGCAAACAUGAGUUGUUAUCUUAUGGUAGCUAGUAAUUCAUCAAAUGUUAUUCAACUAAAGUUGAGCCUGUUAAUUUCUUACCUAUCAUGUUGGAUCGGUUAAUGGUCUGAGGUUAGUUGUAGUUCCUGUCAGUAGUUACCUUAAAGUUUGGGUGCGACAUUUGACCAUAUUUCACGUUAAAACACUUGAUAACCUAUUGGCUUAAAGGAGACCACAGUUUAUGUUGUUAUUGGCCAGGACAUGGUUUAAUUCCUUACCUAGCUGAUUGCUAACAUUUGCUAUUAUCUUAAGUACCUAAUAACUCAUCAAUAAUGUUAUUUAACCAAAAUGUAGUCUGUUAAUGCCUUUCCAAUCAAUCCAUAUCAGUAAAUAUUUUGAGUCAGUGGUUUUGGAAAAUCAGUGUUGGUAUUAAUCUUUGCCUCACAGCUGGGAAUCUGUAAUUAGAUAUGUUGUGCAACUUGAAAUAUGUCCAAAAUGCCUAUUUAGAUGCACAGUUGUUUUAGUUUUUGGUCAGUCCUAAAGCACUGAAAUGAUACUCAUUUGUCUUAUUCUCAUUAUUCUACAAUGUACAGACUCUGCAAUGCCAAACUAUUUCAGCAUUUAAGAUCCCAACCUUGAGCUUGAUGUCAGGAGAAAAUGGUCUGUGUAUUACAGUCAGUCCCUUUGGCUGUUAUUCUCUUUGAGUGAUGAUAAAUUGGUUUAUUAAAGUAUGGAUCCACUCUUAAAUCCAUCAGCAAAGCCAAAGCUCAAGUCUCCUGAGUGCAGUGAAAACUUCUUUGACUUUUUGUUGAUGUUGCCACCUAGAGUUACUUUUGAGCAACGUCAAAGAAAAUGCAACAAACGGAAACGUGCAUUUUCUGGCUAAUUGAUCAUGAACGCAGCCUGCAAAUGUAGAUCAUCUGCGUUACGGUUAUUGUAGCUUUUUCCCUGACUAACAACAGCUUCACUUAGCAGAUGCUAAACGGAUUUCUUUGUCAGGGUUAUGUAUGCAGGUUUUUUGUGUAGGACGUAAGGGGUGUAAACUAAAAAAGAAAAAAAGUGUUUUGUUUUUUUUUUUUGCUUUUGUUAUUUUCUUGCCCCACUUUCUUUUUCUGCUGUAAACUUGUCAGUGUUAUUGAUCCCGCUGCUUCUCACUGAUUGCGCCUCUGGUCAUCCAGAUUCUCUGGGCUUUUGUUUAUCAUUAGUACAGAGUGUAAUUUUUUAUUUAUGACACCUGUAGAUGUAUUCUUUGCUGGAGCUGGUGCGGAGCAAGCUGUGGAUUUCUGCUUGUCUUAAGUCUUACACCAUAGGAAUGUGACAGAGAGCGUGUGGAAGCUCUCCUAAAGUUUCUAAAUGAAGAGUUGUGAAUUUAUUUUGCAGCAGAUUUGUGUUUACGUUUAUGCGUGGAGGUGUGUGCUUGUUUGCAUGUGUGUAUGGAGGGAUGCCUGUGGCUACAAGUUUAAAAAGUGGGGAAAAAUAUGACAUUUUGUCGCACUAUAUAUAUUUUUUUUGAAAUAGUUAAUGCAAAAGAGCUUUUUUGUCAGCUUUGUGAUUGUGACAAUGAGUUUUGAUGGUUACAACCAUUAUACUAUUUCAUUUUUCAGCACUUUUACCUCACUUGAGUUUUCCUUUGAAUGGAAAUGUACAUGUACAUCAGGAAAAUGUGUUUGAAGAGGAAAUAAUGAAUAAAGAGUAUUAAAUGCA